AAUCCACAGCGGAACUCUAGUCCGCCAUAUUGAGCAUUUGCAAGAACGCGCUGGAUACUGUGUAUCCACAACACACAAAAUAUUUAGAAGAUGACCCAGACAGUGCAGUCAAAUGGAGUGCAGCCCCUCAGUAAAACAUGGGAGCUCAGUUUGUAUGAACUGCAGAGAACCCCCCAGGAGGCGAUCACUGACGGGCUGGAGAUUGCAGUCUCUCCCCGAAGCCUCCACAGUGAGCUGAUGUGUCCCAUCUGCCUGGACAUGCUGAAGAACACUAUGACGACCAAGGAGUGCCUCCACCGCUUCUGCGCUGACUGCAUCAUCACAGCGCUGCGAUCUGGGAACAAAGAGUGUCCGACCUGCCGGAAGAAGUUGGUUUCCAAGCGCUCCCUCCGCCCCGACCCGAACUUUGACGCCCUAAUCAGCAAGAUCUACCCCAGCAGAGACGAGUACGAGGCCCAUCAAGAGAGGGUCCUGGCCCGCAUCAACAAACACAACAACCAGCUAGCCCUCAGCCACAGCAUCGAAGAGGGCCUCAAAAUCCAGGCCAUGAACAGGUUACCGAGGGGCAAGAAGCACCAGAUGGAGAACGGCAGCGGGGCGGAGGACAACGGCGACAGCUCCCACUGCAGCAACGCCUCGGUGCACAGCAACCAGGAGGCGGGGCCCAGCAUCAAGCGCACCAAGACGUCGGACGACUCGGGCCUGGACAUGGACAACGCCGCCGAGAACAGCACGGGCGACGCGGCCCUGGACGGCGCCAGCGAGAUCGAGCUGGUGUUCCGGCCGCACCCCACGCUCAUGGAGAAGGACGACGCGGCGCAGACCAGGUAUAUCAAGACUUCAGGAAACGCCACAGUGGACCACCUGUCCAAGUACCUGGCGGUGAGGCUGGCCCUGGAGGAGCUCCGUAAGAACGGCGACGCCAGCCCCAUCAACGUGGAGGCGGCCAGCGAGAAGCAGUACACCAUCUACAUCCCCACCGCCAACAGCCAGUUCACUGUCCUGAAUGGGUCCUUCUCCCUGGAGCUGGUGAGUGAGAAGUACUGGAAGGUGAACAAGCCCAUGGAGCUGUACUUCGCCCCGACCAAGGAACAGAAAUAGACCUGUCGCUCACCCCACCGGUGGGUGGGGCCUGGCCUGGGUGGGGCGGGGCUCAGUGGACUGACACUUCUUUCAUCUCCUCCUCCUCUCUCUUUCAAACUCAUCGGACUCAGAAGUCCUGCUUCUGAUUAACUGUGGCUGCUUUCUUUUUGUUUUUUUUUAAUGGUAUUUUGUAGGGGUUAAGGGUAUGGGGUGGGUUACUCUUGGGCAUGUACCUUUGUGUUUUUUUUUUUUUUUGGUUGUUUUUGUCUUUUUUAUCCCUAUGUGUGUAUAUAUAUACUGUUUAAACAUCAGGCACUCAUAAUUUGGAAAUGACCUAUUUCUGACAUCCCCCAGUAGAGUUCUCCUCUUUGUGUUCUUUAAAUUGUAAUCGGACAUCACUUGGAGAUCACGUUGUCUCACUAAACCACUUGUUCAUUUCAAGGCAUACUGAGUGCAAAGGAUGCUCUAUUAAUUAUUAUGAUCCAAAGUGUUUUUUUUUAAUUUUAAAUAUAUAUAUAUAAGCAAGUUUUCAAUUUGCCAACUCAAGGCCUGUCCCAUGUUUAUCAACUGCUUUCCAUUUUUGUUGCCUGGUCCCACGUGUGUACGUGUUCUACUAUCGCUUUGACGGGGGGCAGCUUUUUGGAAAACGAAGGGAUGCAUCUCGAGUGCGUCUGGAGCUUCGUGAAGACCGGCUGCAUCAGUGUGGACCGCGGCUUUGACCGCUCACUGUAACGUGACCAGAAUUUCCCCGCUAGUGUCCGUCACUUCCCAGGGAACAGCUUUCGGUGUGCAUUCCUGCUAUAGCGGCUAGUUAUCCCUGCUUAGCUGAUGUGCCCACAGAUUCUUUUGUGGCCCUUCAUCACGUACGAGUUUCUGCAACGUACUGUGGCAGCCGCCGUACAUUACCCACGCUGUGCAGCAGAUGCCGAACGUCAGACUUGCACAGACUGAUGUUUUUGAGCCUUAGGAAAGCAUUUAGAAUUGUCAUCAACAAUAAAGGAAGCAUUUCAUUUCUGUCUGAGAAAGAAGCCAAAUAAUGAUUUCAUAAAAACAAGAUAUUUUGAGAAACUUUUUCAAAUUCAAUUCAUUGGACGAUAUGAAAACAUUUAUAGCAUGUUGAAUUUUAGGUUGAAGAUGUCUUUUUGGAAAAAAAAAAAGGUUAA
Messenger RNA from Anguilla anguilla (European eel), 2246 nucleotides. RefSeq names its product E3 ubiquitin-protein ligase RING2. Lineage: Eukaryota; Metazoa; Chordata; Actinopteri; Anguilliformes; Anguillidae. Gene Ontology annotation, cellular component: ubiquitin ligase complex; PcG protein complex. The record is from RefSeq and is a predicted model, not a curated record. Gene Ontology annotation, molecular function: ubiquitin protein ligase activity; chromatin binding. The coding region runs from base 91 to 1101 and encodes 336 amino acids. The transcript is spliced from 7 exons.